This is a messenger RNA of Cuscuta epithymum, 1092 nucleotides long. Lineage: Eukaryota; Viridiplantae; Streptophyta; Magnoliopsida; Solanales; Convolvulaceae. The record is from the annotation of a GenBank genome assembly.
GGAAAGUAGCAAUGCCAAGUUUUUUUUAUCUUUGAAUUAAAUCACAUAUAAGUUGUUGAAAUAAAGGCCUAGAUAUUACUAAUAGACUUGUAGUGGACAAAAAUAUGAAAAUAUUUUAAAUGGACAAAAAAGUGACAAAAACAUACAAUUAAAUGCUCGGCCCUUAUAUUCCCCACUGACCUAGCCUCUCUCAUCGUAACUCAUUGAGACGAUAGUGACAAACUCCAGUCGGCGCCGCCCCAUCGCCCUGCCGCUCCAUCGUAACUCUUCUUCUUCUUCUCACUCUUCUUCGCCGUUACUUGUCCUGCCCGCCGCCACCAUCACUGUAACUGAGGAUCUAGGCUUCGUCAUCGGUGGAAGCACUACAAUGUUCCGUUCGUGGCUCUGACUCUCCAUCCAUAUCUCUGCUCCGCCUCUCCGUAUAGGUUGUCCUUCAAUCACCAUCGUCCAACUCGAGCAGAUUAGCGUUGACGAGUUGACCGAAUUUUUGGACGGCGAGCGACGGCGGUGAAAAGAUCGGUGUUUAAGGAUGACAGAGAUAUGCGAUUUGGUGGCCGUUAAAGCUCGGAUGGGGGGUGGCGCAGGUGAGCCGGAGGCUACGCUUACAGGCGGUGGUGCGGUUGGAGGCUUGGGUUGGAAGCUGGGGCUGAGGUGUGAGGCUGGGAUCGGAUCUGGGAGUUCGAAGCUGGGGUGGGCCGGCAGGCAGAGCUUGGGGUUGGGGUGGGCUAGGGUUAGUCUGUGGGACAGGGGUAGGGGCUGGCGGGGCAGAGAAUGCAGUGUCACUAUUUUCCUGUGUAGCCCGAUAAUACAUGUAACUGGAGGCGGCGUAACUGGCGGUGGUGUCUUUGUACCGGUGUCACUGACGGUGAUUGUGGCAGUGUCACUGACGGUGAUUGUGGCGGUCUCACUGGGUUAGUGACCUGAGUUGGCGGAGGUCACUGACUAGUGACCGGAGCUAGACGGAAGUCAUUGGUUAGUGACGGGGAAGUCACUCUGUUAGUGACUGGUGUGGAUGGCGAGGUUGCAGGUGCCGGUGGUGGUGACAUCCGAUGUGGUGGGGUGUGAGGCAGUGGUGUUGAGGUUGUUGCAGUG